Messenger RNA from Trichomonas vaginalis G3, 693 nucleotides. RefSeq names its product M7GPPPN-mRNA hydrolase family. The coding region runs from base 1 to 693 and encodes 230 amino acids. The record is from RefSeq and is a predicted model, not a curated record. The transcript has a single exon. Gene Ontology annotation, molecular function: manganese ion binding; hydrolase activity; RNA binding. Gene Ontology annotation, biological process: deadenylation-dependent decapping of nuclear-transcribed mRNA. Lineage: Eukaryota; Parabasalia; Trichomonadida; Trichomonadidae. Gene Ontology annotation, cellular component: cytoplasm.
AUGAAUGAAGACGAUUUUAACGAGCUGUCGAGUCGUUUUAUAAUCAAUACCAGCUGGUUCAAGGAUAUUCUGAAAGAGAAAGAGCUUGCGAAAAGACAAGAAUUAGUAUAUAACAAUAGAUUUGAUAUUUCGAUUUCAAUAACGAACGCACAAUACUAUUACUAUGAUAUGCUAGCCAAAAACGUUGACAAUAAGCAAAAGAGUCAGUAUUGGAAGGAUUUUCCCAGUAAAUUAUUCAAAAAUUUCCCGACAUUAUUAUCAUAUUUAGAUAUGAACAUGUUUCACUGGGAAUGGAGUGUUGAUGUUGCUGGAGUCAUCAUUUUUGAUAAGAAAAUGGAAAAAGUACUUGUUUUAAAGACAUAUCAAAAUAAUUAUACUUUUCCAAAAGGUAAACACCAACAAGGUCUUGAACCUGUCGAUUGUGCAAUUCAAGAAUGCUUCGAAGAAACAGAUAUUGAUGCAUCAAAAUGGAUACAAAAGGACAGAUUUUACGAAGGAAUUUCAUUAUUAAGUAAAUACAGAUAUUAUGCAGCAUUCUCUGACUUAGACGAUUCUACAGUAGCCCAUCCACAUUUUCGCUGGGAAAUACAAAGUACACAUUGGAUACCUAUAAACGAAGUACAUCAGAGCUUAGAAUAUCCAACGGAUCAAGAUUUUUAUGACUGGAUUGCUCAAAAAUGUCCUCCAAGAUAA